Molecule: messenger RNA, 1795 nt
Organism: Colossoma macropomum (tambaqui)
Lineage: Eukaryota; Metazoa; Chordata; Actinopteri; Characiformes; Serrasalmidae
Product: putative high affinity immunoglobulin gamma Fc receptor IC
Exons: 8
Coding region: 6-1298 (430 amino acids)
Biological process (GO): cell surface receptor signaling pathway
Molecular function (GO): transmembrane signaling receptor activity
Source: RefSeq, a predicted model, not a curated record
ACAGGAUGGAGUUCAGGUCACUCUCUGUAAUACUCUUGCUGACUGUCCUCAUCCUCAGUGGAAAAACUCAAGAGUGGCCAGAGGUUAAAUUUAAAGAGCCUUUAAUUUCUUCAGAUGAGAAAAAAAUAUUCAUAGGUGAAACUGUCACUCUAAAAUGUGAAAUAAAGGGAGAAGAAGGCCAUGUGAAGACUUACAGCUGGUAUAAAAAUCGAAAUGUUUAUCCUUCUGAAAUGAAAAGUGAAUACACAUUCAAGGCGACAGAAAAUGACAACACUGAUUUUAUCUGCACGGAAACGUGGACUCGAGGUGACCUAAAGAGAACAAGAUUCAGUGAUCCUGUUAAACUGUUUGUGUCAGCAGAAAAACCUAAACCUGAACUCACAUCAAACCAUAAAGGACCUGCACUGAUAGGAAAUCCAGUGGUUCUGUACUGUAAUCUGGAUCAGUCUGCUGGAUGGAAGUUUUACUGGUUCAAACACACACAGAACCCUGAGAAUGAGAUCAAGACUGAAACUCACUCCUACACCAUCAGCUCAGUCAGUGUCUCUGAUGGAGGACAGCACUGGUGCAGAGCUGGUAGAGGAAACCCAGUCUACUACACUCACUACAGUGAUGCUCUGUGGUUAUGCGUUACUGGUGCAUCUCCUCUAGUCUCUCUGAUGGUCAGUCCCAACAGAACUCAACACUUUACUACUGACUCUCUCUCACUGAGCUGUGAGAGACAGAGUGACUCUACUGGAUGGAGAGUGAGACGAUACACACACAGUGAGAAGGUGUCAGAUUGUUCAUCAGGCUGGGGAUCAGUUACAGGAUCUACAUGCAACAUCAGCUCCCUCAACACAUCCCACACUGGAGUGUACUGGUGUGAGUCUGAAUCUGGAGAGAGCAGCAAUCCUGUCAACAUCACAGUGCACAAUGGUGAUGUAAUUCUGCAGAGUUAUGUCCAUCCUGUGACUGAGGGAGAUCCUCUGACUCUACUCUGUUUAUAUCGUGACCCAAAACCCUCAAACCUCACAGCUGAGUUCUAUAAAGAUGGAUCACCCCUCCAGACUCAGACUACAGGAGAGAUGACCAUCCGUACUGUCUCAAAGUCAGAUGAAGGUCUCUACCACUGUAAACACCCAGAGAAGGGAGAGUCACCACAGAGCUGGAUCUCAGUCAGAGGUGCAUCUUCAUUCUCAGUGUUCAGUCUGCUCAGUAGUUUAAUGGCAGUGUCUUCGUAUCUUCUGGUGUCCAUUGUGCUGAUGGUCAAAUGCUACAGAGCUCGAGCUAAACCUGAUGAGCUGAACACAAUAUGAGGAGUGAUAGUAGACAAAUCAUGUUGAUGAGUGUCCAGUGGAAAGUUUUUACAUCAUGAUUAUAAUCUUGUGGGCUUUAACCCUUAAUGCCAGAAACUCACACUUUGUGGUUUUGCAUUUUGCAAGGCUGUCUUUUAGUGGAUUCAUAGUUCAAUAAUGGGUUAAACCCCAAUUAGAGAUAAUUUCAUCAUUUAAAUAAUGACACUUCCACCUAAAACAUCCAGCACAUUAGUUUAUUCUCUCUUUUAGUAAGUGUGGUGUUGGUAAUUAGAUGCUAUGACUGAGCCUUUAAACGCAUAUUAUUAUCCAAAUUUUUUCUGAUGUGUAUGAAAUAUGUUUGCUGCUGUUGUUGUUGUUGUUGUUAAUAAUAAUAAUAAUAAUAAUAAUAAUAAUAUUGUUACCAUUUGUCUUCAUAAUCAAUUGACAUUUGCUUUACUAAAAUGUAUAUAGUUUUAUUGUUACUUCUUUAACAAGAUUUAUAUUUUUAGCAAAUAAUA